GGUGCCGUGGACCGUGCCUAGCUCACACAGUCGGUCCCCACUUAAUCUCACCACCCACCGAGGGGGUGGGGAGGGCGCUACAUUUAAUCACCGGUCACCCCUCUGUCCCAGCUAUGCACUCGGGAGGUCCAGCUCCAUUCUUCCCGCACAGGUGCCGGCCCAACCCACCCUACUCUGAGCUGGGGACCAGUAGCUGGUCCGCAGGCACGGCCUUUUCUCCGACGCAACAAAUCAACACGAGGCUUGUAGGCUGCUGCCCUCCGAUUGGCUGCAGCCCUGGCUCAGCCCACCGCUCCCAGCGCCCGCGUCCGGCGGGCUGGAGGCGGCUUCCGGUCCAGGAAGGUUGGGUGGCUGCGGAGGCGCUCCGAGGGCGGUGCAGCUGGAGUGCCGGCGGGGGCGUGGCGGCACGAAGGGCCGCCCGGCUGGUACACGAGGCCUCCCAGUGGCCGCGGCUUCCUGGGAGCUGGGCUCGGUGGACAUCGUGAGGAGGAGCCGAGCGGCAGGCAGGAGCCACCCUGGGCCGACGAGGUCAGGCUCGUGGCUGAAGGAUCUCCUCAUCUUCCACAGGCCCUGGAAGUUCAAACCCCGCCUUCAUCCCGCGUGGGGUCUACUCCCAGCCUCUAAUCUCCUGGAAGCCAUGGAAACCUCCAUGCCUUUGCCUCCAGUACCUCCCUCCCCAAUCUGCAACCCAGCCCCACGGACAAUCCAGAUUGAGUUCCCUCAACAUAGCUCAUUGCUGCUUGAAGCUCUGAACCGCCACAGGCUAGAGGGAAAGUUCUGUGAUGUAUCCCUCCUAGUGCAAGGCCGGGAGCUCAGGGCUCACAAAGCAGUGUUGGCUGCUGCCUCUCCUUACUUCCAUGACAAACUUCUUCUGGGGGAUGCGCCUCGUCUCACUCUGCCCAGUGUCAUUGAAGCCGAUGCCUUCGAGGGGCUGCUCCAGCUCAUUUAUUCAGGGCGCCUCCGCCUUCCUCUGGAUGCUCUCCCUGCCCACCUCCUUGUAGCCAGUGGCCUCCAAAUGUGGCAAGUGGUAGAUCAGUGCUCAGAGAUUCUUAGGGAACUGGAAACCUCAGGUGGUGGAAUUUCAACCCGUGGAACAAACCCUUACCACACAAUUCUUUCCACCACAUCCUCUCCAGGAGGAUGGUGCAUUCGCUCUUCCCCUUUCCAGACCCCAGUGCAGUCUUCCGCCUCUACUGAGAGCCCUGUUGUAGGAGAGGGGAGUGAACUGGGAGAUGUGUUACAGAUUCAAGUUGAAGAAGAAGAGGAAGAGGAAGAAGAAGAAGAUGAGGAGGAGGAGGAGGACCAGGGGUCAGCAGCACCCUCUCAUACUCCUCAACCUCAGAGAGUAUCAGGCGUUUUUCCCCGCUCUCAUGGAUCACACCCACCUCCCAUAUCCACUACUCCCCGCAGGCUUCCAGAGGGUGAGAGUAUGCCACUUGAGCCUCCUGUCCCUCAUACUCCUCUCCCCUCUAAAAUCUUCUACAUCAAGCAGGAACCCUUUGAGCCUAAGGAGGAGACAUCAGUAGGUGGAGCUCAGUCUGGAGGAGCAAAGGAGGAGACCAAAAUGUUUCCUGGAGAGGACACUGAAGGGAAUGGAGAGUUAGGGUUCUUGCUGCCCUCAGGAUCAGGGAUAACAUCUGGAGGAGGUGGUCCAUCCUGGAAGCCCGUGGAUCUUCAUGGAAAUGAAAUCCUGUCAGGGGGUGGAGGACCUGGGGGAGCAGGGCAGGCUGUGCAUGGGCCUGUGAAGCUAGGUGGGGCACCCCCUGCAGAUGGAAAACGCUUUGGUUGCUUGUGUGGGAAGCGGUUUGCAGUGAAACCAAAGCGUGACCGGCACAUAAUGCUGACCUUCAGCCUUCGGCCCUUUGGCUGUGGCAUCUGCAACAAGCGCUUCAAGCUGAAGCACCAUCUGACAGAACAUAUGAAGACCCAUGCUGGAGCCCUGCAUGCCUGUCCACACUGUGGCCGUCGGUUUCGAGUCCAUGCCUGUUUCCUUCGCCACCGGGACCUAUGCAAGGGCCAGGGCUGGGCCACUGCUCACUGGACUUACAAGUGACUUAUGAGGCUGUACACUAACUUCAAGGACAAGAGCCACUGCUGCUGAUGGAUACUUACCCCUCCCUACCAUGGCACCCCAAUUCUGGGUCAUGUAAUCAUGCCAAGAGGAUAUGUUAUGGACUACUUGUUCCUGGGUGUGGACCUCAACCUGGCAGAUUUGGAAACUCAAGAUUUCUUAUCUCACCCCAGGUUUUUGCCAACUACCCUACAGAAAAGUGAUUUAUAGGCCAUAUGUAAACUGAUCACUUAGCCAUAAGAGACAUUUUCAUAUGGGAAACCAGACUUCAAGUUAGAAGUUUAUUUGAUGAGAAAAGAGAGCAAAAAGACAUAAAGAUAAGUGUUCCAUUUGUCUCCAUGAGGAGUUAAAGGAGCUGGUCUCCAUCUAGGGAUAUGUUUGAUUUAGAGUUCUAGUAAUUCAGAUACUAAACUCUGAGCUCUCCUCUCUCCCAUCAUUGCUGAAAUUAUAUGAGAAGAGUUCUUUUUAUGUACUUUUGUUAUAUCUUUCCAGAAGCCUCUCAGAUCAUAACUUGCUUUCUCACCAGGAGAUAGGUUCCCACACCUUUAUUUUUUAUGCUAUAGUUGAGCACUUUAAUAAACUGAGCAUUCCAUUUAUCAUCCCUAGAACCCUCUUUAACAGAGGUAUUCCUUCAACAACCUGUGCCUCUUUAUCGGCUUUUGACCACCACUGAUCACUUAUAUAUUGAUCACAGUGACUGCAAUGUGACGAGUAAACUCAGGAGAUGGCCACUGACUGAAAAUGCUCUCAGGGUAGCACCACUGCUCUGAACAAGUGGCUAUGGUCAAGAGGAUCUCAGGGCUGAGCCAGCAUAUGCUGAACGCUAGAGGGUAGCUUCACAGUGGGACCAUAUCCCCACUCUCCAUCCCAUCCACACAUGACAGCCUCUUGGUUGAGAGGUAGAAGGGUAGACAGAUUUUGGAAUGAGGAGAUUGUCACAGGUGACUUAAUUUCUUCAAAUAAACCUUGCCUUGACAUCUAAGCUAACAAUGGGCUGGAAUGAGUAAUUUAUGUGGGAGAGACAACUUGAGAACAGUUGCAAAGACUUGGAUGUGUUCCUUAUGCUUCUGGGUUAUAUUGAUGGGGAUGGUUUCAUAAUGUUGAAGAGAGAACUGUCCUGCACUUCAGUGGGCCAGAUUCUUAGCCCUGACCUGCCACUGAAUAACCUCUGGUAAGUUACCUUAUCUUUCAGAGUCUGAACUACUACCUCUGUUUUUUUGUCAUUGUUGGGGUGGCAUUUAUCUCCUAACCACUUCUCUGUCUUUUUUUAAAGGGGUUGGUUCAUAGGAUCUUUACCUAUACUGUUCCCUGACCUCAUGUAUUGUCUAUAAUGUUUGGUUAUUGUUUAAUUUGUUCUACAAACAUUUCAUGUAAAGCACUGUGCCAGAGCCUGACUUUUACUCUGCCCUCAGAGUCCACAGCUAUUACUGAAGCUAGACAAAUAAUGACAAAGUGGUAUAAUAAGUCCAUGAUGGUGGGCAAUACAAGCUACUGUAGUGGCACAAAGGAAGCUGAGCAAAGACCUAUUAUUAUAGGUCAGCAGAAGUUUCACACACAUCUCCAUGUGCCAGAGUAUGGCAAUAGUUAUGGGUAGCUGAACUGAUGUGGAAAUGGUAAACAUGAGUUGAACUGGGCCAACAGUGGCAACGUUCCAGAAAGCAUGUUUCUCAAAAGUUAUUAAGUGUGGCAUCCAGAAGGGGCUGGAAAAUGCAGCUUUAUGGUUGAGAAGGUUAAUUGUAAAUGGGAUUUGUCAUCUUCUCUAAAGAGCUGUGCCAUAGAUCCUCAUGGUAAGGAGUGAAUGUUGGGAAAGGAAUCAAGAAUGGGGGCUGCCAAUCUUUGAUCUAUCCAACCUGCCAUCCUUUGGGUACAUACUCCAUAGAGGGGCUGUAUCCAUUGGCCAGGAUCCUUAAGUUGCAAGCAACAGAAAAUGGAUUAGACUGACCUUAUCAAAACAGGAAUCUGAAUGUGGGUUGGCUCCUGGAGUGGAAGGAAAGGCUAAAAGACCAGCCUUUUGGAAGGACAAGACCUGGGUCAGCUCUGGGGCUCCAGGGAGCAGGAGCCCAUGGGGGCUCUUUUCAGGUUACAUGUUUUGGAAUGAUGACCCAGUCAUUCUUACUUAUGUGUCACUCAUCCCAAGAUAAAAUCUUCCAGGAGAGAACUCUGAGCCUCACCUCCACCCUCUGGCCAAAGCACAUUUAUCGUAUGUUCCAUCAGGGCAACAAAGUGGGCAUGGAAUCCUCAAGGGUAAAUUAAAGUCCUGGGACGGAAGAAUAGGGAUGGAUCCUGUCCAACCCACAGAAAUAAAGGUCCACCGAGACAAUCUCCCAUCUUGUUGCCCAUCUUGGGAUCUUUAAAGCCUCAGAUAUGCAUGGCAUUAGGUGUUCAAGAAUAUUGAACAUGCUCAAAUUCCAACAUCCCCUCCUUAGUCCCCACAGUACUUUGUUACUCUAUAAAGCCAACUAAAAUACCAUGUUAGAAAAAAUUUUAAGUUACUCUGUAUCGUACAGAAAAUGAGUUCCAUGAUGGAAGAUUUUGAUUUAAACAAAUUAUAAUGUGAACCUCUCUGCCUCUGUCCUUUCUUCCUUACAGUGGAAGAGAUGUCCCUUCCACUGUUUAAAACUGUCCCUCUUCCCAGAGUUUUUUUUUGUUUUUUUGGUAUCAUUAAUCUGCAAUUACAUGAGG
This is a messenger RNA of Manis javanica (Malayan pangolin), 4753 nucleotides long. RefSeq names its product zinc finger and BTB domain containing 9 (gene ZBTB9). The record is from RefSeq and is a predicted model, not a curated record. Gene Ontology annotation, molecular function: RNA polymerase II cis-regulatory region sequence-specific DNA binding; protein binding; DNA-binding transcription factor activity, RNA polymerase II-specific. Gene Ontology annotation, biological process: regulation of transcription by RNA polymerase II. NCBI's taxonomy places the organism in Eukaryota, Metazoa, Chordata, Mammalia, Pholidota, Manidae.